Molecule: messenger RNA, 222 nt
Organism: Dicrocoelium dendriticum
Lineage: Eukaryota; Metazoa; Platyhelminthes; Trematoda; Plagiorchiida; Dicrocoeliidae
Source: the annotation of a GenBank genome assembly
AUGAUACCGCUGGUGUAUACUCAGGUCGUCAUUAUUGCUGUGUACAGUUACUUCAUGUGCCAAAUAUUUGCUUGUCAAUUUUUGGAGCAACGACCUGGCAGCGAUACGCACAAAAUUGAUCUCUAUGUGCCAAUCUUCAGUAUAUUUUCAUUUCUCUUCCUGAUGGGAUGGUUAAAGGUGAGUGACCCGACUAAUCAAUCAAAUGUCUCCUGUAUUCCAUAG